Messenger RNA from Cordyceps fumosorosea ARSEF 2679, 3204 nucleotides. RefSeq lists its product as hypothetical. The coding region runs from base 1 to 3204 and encodes 1067 amino acids. The record is from RefSeq and is a predicted model, not a curated record. The transcript has a single exon. Lineage: Eukaryota; Fungi; Ascomycota; Sordariomycetes; Hypocreales; Cordycipitaceae.
AUGACGCCACGUACAAGGUCGGGCGGUGCAGCCCCUCCAUCCAGCAUCGUCUACAAAUCCACACCGUCGCUCAAGCAAGUCCAGUUUCCCGCUCGAAGACGACGAGUCCGCACGUACGGGAAGCAGACCCGCAGGAGCCGCGGCAGAGGGGCCAACCAUGACGACGACGACAACGACGACGGCAAGGAAAACGAACAAGAGGGCGGCAGCAGCAGCGGGCCGCCGCCCCUCAAGCAAAAGACGCUCACGCAGUACGACUUUGCCUCGAGCUUCCGCGAGGAGCAGAGCGUGAUUGAGAUUUCGGACGCGAGCGACGUCGAGAAUCUAGACAAGGUGGACGAGACGGCGGACGAGGCGGAGAAGGAGAACAACGUGCCCAAGGGCACGAAGCGAAGGAGGUCACCCUCGGCGAAGCACGCGCCGCUACAGCCGAUAGAAGUCACGGAGCAGGAAGGGGAGGAGGAGCAGCGAGUGCCGGAUACGGAAGACGACGACGACGACGACGACGACGAAGGGCCUGUCGUGAGGAGCGGCCGUCGCCGCGCACGCGUGGGCGACUUCGUUGAGGCGGCGGGUAAAACGAAGCGCCGGCGGACACUCGGCGAGGAGCACCGCAGGAGCACCAUGAGAGACGAGGAGAAGGGUCGCCCGGCGGCGACGGCGGCGCGUAGGAGGACGCUCGGGGACUCGCCCAUUGCUGGGCCGUCCCGCCGACGUCGGUACCAAACGCAGACCCUGACCCAACUCGUCGGUCGCAACAACACGACCUCUUGCGUCGCUGACUCGGAUGCCGACUCGGAAGAGGAGCUAGGCGGCGGCAGCGGUAAAGAAAACGAUGGUUUUCUGCAGUGGCUCGGCGACGACCACGACGACGAGGAUGAGCAGCAGCAGGAGCCGCAGAGCCCGACCAUGGGAACGCAGGCGGGCCAAAGGCGGGCCGCCGCCGCGAAGUCGCAGUCGCCGCACAAGGUGUGGGAGGACCACAGCCCGUCACCGCGGCCCAGCGGCACCCGCCGACGACAGGUAGGAGGAGGCCCAGCGCCGACGCAGCAUCAGCAGGCGACGUCGGCAAGCCAGCAGCAGCUCCGCGAAGAGUCGGUCGUGCCGCAGACGCCCAUCAAGAGCAUCGCCCGCUUCGGCGUGCCGCCGUCGGCCCAGCACGUCUCGCCCUCGCCCUUACGCUUCGCGGCCAUCUACGGCGCGCCCAACAUAUACGUGUCGCCGUCGACGCAGCGCCGAGGCAAGUCAUCCUCGUCGCCGUCGCCGGUGCUAAAGCUCACGGGCAAGCCCAAGAAGCGCGCCCCGAUCGUCGGUAGCAGCACAGCGGCGGCGGCGGGGAAGAAGAAGCAGCCAGCGGAGCUGGUGAUUGCGGACUCGUUCGCGACGGAGGGCUGGAGUUCCGUGGGAGAAGGCACGCAGGCGCGCCACCACGGGACGUCGCCAGCCUCUCAGCAGCACCAGACGCAGACGCAGACGCAGGCCGAGGUAUUUAGCACGCCAGCGGAAGGAUCGGCCGCACUUGCCGUGACGACCGCCCCCGCGGCGUUGACGACGCAGGCGAGUCAGUCUGCCGAGGAGAAUACCACUCCGCCGCCGCCACAUACGCAUAGUCAGCACGGGCAGGUUGAGGAGAAAUUCUACGGCGCCUUCUCUCAGAUUGUGCAGGACAGCGCCGUAGCGACCCAGCAGCAACCGCCGCCGCAGCCGCAGGACUCGAUGCCGGCGACGCCGCCACCACCCCGACGAACGCGGUCCUCGCAAAAAUUACCGCCGCCGCCGGCCGAGGAAGAAGCGACAAAGGCGGAGCGGGAAAUCCCAGACUCUGAUCACGAGUACGAGGAUGGCUUUGGCGCGGAGACUGAGGACGAUGACGGCACCGAUGUGGACGACGAGGACGCGCGCUUCGCAGCGGGCGCCGAGACGCAGCUCCUCAUGGAUCAGCUACAGUCCAGCGUGCGCAAAUGGAGCGCACCUCCUCCCCGAGCCGGCUACGCGGCCGUAGCGUCUUCUUCUUCCGUCGCGUCGCCGGCACGCCCACCUCGCACGUCGAGUCCCGCGCCGUCGCCGGGGUCCGCUGCCCUCACGCCACUCUCCGCACCGCCCUCGUCGUCGCUGAAACCCACCACGAUCACGACGAAGCCGCCGCCGGCGCGGACCGUUAAGAAGAACCCCGGCACCGUCGCCAACGACAUCCCCAUAGCUGACCCCGACGCGCCUCUCCUGCGCCGCCCCCUCCCCCUCCUCCAGCACGACAACCCGAUCGACACGCAGGGCUUGCCGCUCGAGUCGCAGCGCGUGCCCCUCGCCAAGCUGCAGGGCCUUCCACCCGCCCAGGCGCGCACCGACGUGCUGCUGCCCGUGUCGCGCGCCACGCUCGACAACCUCGCCGCGGGGCGCCAGGACGCCAUCGUCCUGCCCUUCAAGGUGCCCGCACUGGUGGUGCGCCUCUGGCUGCUGUGCGACGGCGUCCUGCGCUACCUCGCCUGCCUGGGGGGCACCGGCGCCGGCGCCGCCGUUUACGAGCCGACACGCGACAACGGCCGCGGCGGCCGCGGUACCUGGUCCUACCGCGCCGCGCAAGUCUACGAGCUCAACAACCCGGCCCGCGAGGAGGACAUGCGCGAGGAGGAGUGGCUGCGAGGCCGCGUCACCCGCUACGUCUACUUCCCGCCCGCGGUCGUGAGUCAGCUGCUGUGGAAUCUCCGCCACGCCUUGUUCGCAGACGAGGAGGACGAGGUUGACGAUGCUGCCGUCGAGGAAGUAGCGACAACGCCAGCACGCGUUGCCGCCGCCCAUGUUGCUCUCUCGUCUUCCUCGCCGCUGCGUCGUUCCGCGAGGCUCUCCUCCACGCCUGCCCGCAGCCGCCGCACCCACCAGCCUUCGAGCUCCCCGCUCCAGCACGCGCGUCGGCGCCCGUCCCAGGCCACCACCGCCUCGCAGGCGUCGACGGCCGCGGGGGCCGGUGGCGCGCCGGUCACGCCGCGCCCCGGGGGCGAGUGGUCGUCGGAGAGCCUCGUCUUCGACGACCACGGCGGCUCGUCGAUCCCGAUGCCGUACAGCGGCGUCGAGGACCUCCUCGAGGCGUCGCAGCUGCUGACCGGCAGCCAGACCCUUCCAGACAGCCUCGUUCGCGACGAGGCGGAUGAGGAGGGCGAGGGCAAGCGCGUGCCUGACGAGAUCUGCGACUCGGAAGAGGAGGAGUAG